Molecule: messenger RNA, 4405 nt
Organism: Hermetia illucens (black soldier fly)
Lineage: Eukaryota; Metazoa; Arthropoda; Insecta; Diptera; Stratiomyidae
Exons: 13
Coding region: 259-4386 (1375 amino acids)
Biological process (GO): proteolysis
Cellular component (GO): plasma membrane
Molecular function (GO): serine-type endopeptidase activity; protein binding
Source: RefSeq, a predicted model, not a curated record
CCAGGGAGCAUCUAGAGGUCUUCCAUAGUAGCUUAAUGACAGCAAUCGUAGUUAGUGAUUAGACGAUGAGUGAAUAUAUCCGAGGGGAAUAUACCCUAGUGAAUAAUGUCAGAUCUUCACCAAAAAAUUACUAAACGUGUAGUGCACCUGUUGUGUUAAAAAAAAGUUGAUUGUAUGACUAUUGAAGAAAGGAGAACCAGUCCAAAGUGCAUUUGAAUUUGGAAUCUACGCACGUAGCUUAAUUUCGAUACAUUUAGCAUGAAACAAUCGAUGAACUUGAUUUGUUUUUGUUACUGCUGUUAUCUCCUGACCUCUACUCUAUCUGGAACCUUCGCGCAACGUAGCGGGUGUAGCUCUUUGGAAUGGCGAUGCAAAAAUGGAAGAUGUAUUCCAUCUGAUGAAAAAUGUGACGGAGUUGUAAACUGUGGAGAUCAAAGCGAUGAAAGUGUUGAAUUUUGUCUAGAAACCUAUUGUCCAGACUAUGCGUUCAAAUGUGCUUACGGAGCUUGCGUAUCUGGCAAGGCAAAAUGCAAUGGAGUAAAAGAUUGUAUUGAUAAUUCUGACGAAUCUGAAGUGCUUUGUGGUACUAAGAGUGGCGGCUUAAGCGGGAAUUGUUCCAAUGAAAAUUUCUUCCAAUGCGAUUCCGGAGACUGUAUAUCGUCAGAUGAACUUUGUGACGGUCGAAAAAAUUGUCCAGAUGCAUCUGAUGAGACUCUGAAAAUAUGCGCAACUGUCGAUUGUCCGUCAUUUUCUUUCAAGUGCGGAUACGGAGCCUGCGUUAGUGGAAGUGCCAAAUGCAAUGGGAUCAAGGAAUGCCACGAUGGAUCUGAUGAGGCGAAGGAAAUAUGUGAGGAUAGAAUUGAUAUAAAUCCCAGACUACCAUUACCUUCGGAUACAACAACAUCAACAACAACAAGGGCGCCAUCGGUAAGAGACAGAAAUUCGUGUGAAGUGACAGUUGGACCGAAUAUGAUCAUCUCACCCGAUUACGAUCCAUCACUUAGCCUUCAAAAUGGAGAUUUUGCAAAUGACCUAUCCAGCAUAACAUACAAAUGCAAAACUGGUUACACUCUAUUCGGUGCGGAUAGCAAUUUAUGCUGGAGAGGCUCAUGGACAUAUGCUCCCCCAGAAUGCUCAAAAACAUGCCAGAAUGGCGCAAUCCAAGGCAUUACAUUCGACGUUCAUUGUUCAUUUAAUAGGACCACAGUUCCUUGUAAUGGUCCGAUUCGUUCUGGCACCAUAGCCACUGUUACAUGUGCAAUAGGGUACAAAAAACCUGACCGAACAGUGUUCGACACUCUUGUCUGUGGUACCCACGGAGAAUGGGAUUACCAUCCACACAGUUGUGUGCCGAUAUGUGGCCAAGAGGUAGUAGAGGUGAAACCUUUUGCUAGCAAUGCAGAUCCUGUGGACAUUACUAAAGUCCCAUGGCACGCAGCUAUAUAUCAACGAGGGAAUGACGGCAUCAAGCAUAUUUGUGGCGGUACCAUAAUAAGUGCCAAAUUAGUAAUUUCAGCCGCUCACUGUUUCUGGUCAAAAAGGGUUGAUCCGACGAAAUACCUAGUUAUGGUAGGGAAAAUUUAUAGAGAUUAUUAUGCCAGGGAGAAGUUAGAGACGCAAGAGUUUAACAUUUCAGAAAUUCAUAUACCAAUUGGGUACCUUGGAGAAAAUGCGUUCUAUCAUAAUGAUAUUGCAGUUUUGGUCCUAAACAAAUUCAUAAGAUAUCAAUCUCACAUCAAGCCAGCUUGCCUUGAAUGGCAGAACUAUGCACAAAAGGAUCUUAGACCCGAGACGAGUGGCAAAAUUGCAGGCUGGGGUCGAGUUUCAGCCAAUGGUACCUUCAGUGACGAUCUAAGAGCUAUCACUUUGCCAGUGAUAGAUAGAACGGAAUGCAUUAAAAAAGUAUCGACCAAAUAUGAAUCAUUCAUAAACGGUGAGAAGUUCUGUGUCGGUUCUCCUGAUGGCGAUGGAGCUCCGUGCCAAGGUGAUAGUGGCGGUGGGUUUUUGGUGCCAAAGGAUAUUCAAGGUAUUCCAACUUAUUUCCUCUGGGGCCUUGUCAGUACUAGCUUGAGUAAAGAGAACUGUGGUACAGAAUACUAUGUAGCAUUUACAAAUAUACAGUAUCAUGAACUUAUGAUAAGAGAAUUUGAAGCAAGGUUCAGGCCUAACUUUCCUAUUCUUACGUUUCUAGCCACCACCCAAAUAGAUGCGACAUCAUCAUACCUCAGAAAUCAAUGUGACAAUGGCCAAAUUAUUUCUGCUGAUGAAUUUUGCGAUGGAGACCUAGAUUGCCCUGAUGGAUCAGACGAAACUUUUGAGAGGUGCCAGUACACCGUAUGUCCCCCGUUUGCCUUUCAAUGUGCUUAUGGAGCUUGUGUGAGAGCAAGUGCUCUAUGCGAUAACAAGAAAGAUUGUAAUGACAAUUCAGAUGAAACAGCAACACGAUGCCGAGGAGCUACAAGAAGCUAUGAAGCUAGCGUCAUCAUCAAAGCAGAUAGGACAUUAGCAAGUUUCACACAUCAAUGUAACAACGGUCAAUUAAUUGCUGCAGAAAAGUUUUGUGACGGCAGUGUAGAUUGUCGAGAUGGAUCAGAUGAAACGAUUGAAAGAUGUCUUCAUACGAGAUGUCCAGCAUUUGCCUUUCAAUGUGCCUAUGGAGCUUGUAUCAAUGGCAAUGCUGAAUGUGAUCAUAAAUAUGAUUGCAACGACAAUUCAGACGAAACCACAAUACGAUGUCAAGGUAUCCUUGAAAGCUAUGGAAUCAGUGGUAACUGCUCAGAAAAUGAAUUCCAAUGCGGCUCAGGUGAAUGUAUUCAGGGACAUAAUGCUUGCGAUGGGAGACAACAUUGUCGAGAUUCUUCUGAUGAAACAGUAGAGCUUUGUGUGUCAUUUUAUUGUCCUGCAUUUGCGUUUCGAUGUGGUUAUGGAGGUUGUGUAAGGGGUAAUGCUGUAUGUGAUGGUGUUGUUGAUUGUCUGGACGGAUCAGAUGAAAUUUGUGGAAAAAGGCCCACUACUACUACUACAACAACUACUACUACCACGGAAUCAACUCCAAUAUACAUAACAAGGAGACCGACAACUACAUCAACCACAAAAAGCAGCAUAAGACGAAGGAAGUCAUGUAUCAUUGGUAACAUUCCCCACGUGAAGUUUUUCAAUCAGAAUAUGCUUGGAGAGCCAGAAAUUUACGCGGGCAGUACUGUUCGCGAAUAUACAAACAUUAGAUAUAUUUGUGAAGACAACUACAUGCUUGCUGGGUCCACAACAAACAUGUGCUUUAAGGGAUCAUGGAUUAAUCAAUUACCAAGAUGUACAAGUAAUGUUGGCACUUUCGAUGAACAGGGACCAAGUACUGAUUUGAAAAAUACCACAGAAUAUUGCUCCUACAUACCGCUCUUUGGGGUAACUUUUUCUGCAAGAUGCGAAUACAAUCAAGAGGAAAUCCCCUGCAACCAAUCCUUAAAGUCUGGCACUCUGGCAGAAUUAAGCUGUAGACCUGGAUACCAGAAGCCUAAUAGACGUGUUCCCAGUAGGAUUGUUUGUGAUGAGCACGGGGACUGGGAUUACAGUCCUUACCGUUGUGAAGCAAUCUGUGGCAGAGAUUUAGCGGAGGAAGUCGGAGAAGAGAAUACGGUUCAGCCAUGGAACGCUGCUAUUUAUCGUUUCUAUGAGCAAAUUUGUGGAGGAACCAUAAUCAGUGCCAAAAUUGUGUUGUCUGCGGCACAUUGCUUCUGGGACGAACGGAAGAAGCGGAGAAUUAAUAUAGAAAACUUCGAAGUGGGAGUAGGAAAACUUUUUAGGAGCUAUGACGCACAGGAGCCCAAUCCAGUGCAUUUCUUCACUUUGUCAGAAGCGUACAUUUCUCCCGAGUACAAAGGACGCGAACUCUUCUACCAAUUCGAUAUUGCUAUUUUAGUCCUCAAUAAUUCCAUCGUAUUCACUGAUAAAAUCGCACCAAUUUGUAUUGAAUGGUUGAGUGUCAGCGAAAGAGCUAAGCGGGAGCAAUUAUCCGGGACAGUCGGCGGUUUUGGAAAGCUUGGAAAUAAGGCUAAUCGUUCACACCAACUUCGUACUCUCGAACUCAAUAUGGUGGAUUAUGAAAGAUGCGUUGCAAAAACACCACCUGAAUAUCGAAAUCUAAUAACGAACGAUAAGUUUUGCGUAGAUAAUCAGAACGGAGAGUCUCUCUGCGACGGAGAUAGUGGAUCUGGAUUUAUUACAUCGAAAAUCAUCGAUGGGAAGAAAAGAUAUUUCCUUGCGGGUAUUAUAAGCAAUGGGUUGUCUAAUCAAACUACAUGUGAAGGAAACUUUUGCACGGCAUGUACUGAUAUUCAAUCUCAUGCAAAUACUAUCGUUGAAUACGACCUGAAAUUCCGGCCGAAAUAGAAAUAAAUUUGAAUUUAUA